AUGCGAAGCGUCCACCAUGUAGUAGCACGUCAACGAAUCAGCAAAGCGGCGCCGACAGCAGCAUUAGCAGUGUCACAACGCCUGGAAUACUCCAUAUCACUCCGCACUCAUGCGAAACGCAGCAGCAGCCUCCGCGCCUUCGCAACCUCAACCAUAGUCCGCCGCCGCCAACUAAUCUUCUCCGGCGCCACAACCUCCGACACCGACCACCCCUCCCCUACACCCUCACCACCCAACAACACAUCGCCACCCUCUCCUUACUACCUCGAAACAGGCUACGCCAUCUUCGCCAAACGGCACUCCCGACCAUUUCCACCACCAUUCCUCUCCACGCCCUCCCACUCCUUCUCCGACCCGCUCACCACCCACCAAUCCACAAAACUGCGCUCGCGGCGUCCGCAAGACGCCGAGGGGAGAUUGAUUGGUGGGAUCACGAAUGGGGAUGACGCGGUGAUUAUAAGUGGUCAGGGAAAUAAUUUCCUGGCGGUCGGGGAUGGGGUUGGGGCGUGGGCGCAGAAGGAGAGGGGCCAUGCGGCUUUGUGGAGUCGAUUGAUUGUGAAUUAUUGGGCUGCGGAGGUUGGCGAGUUGUUUCAGAGGGGUGGUGAUGGUGAGGACGAGGCGAUGGGAGGGGUUGUGAGCGGUGGUGGGGAGGGAACGCAAAAGGGUGCGAUUGGAGUGGAUGACAUCGAUCUGGUCGCUUGUUUACAGAGGGCUUUUGUGCGGACGAGGGAGAGUACGGGUGCGACUGGGCCGAUGGGUGUGGUUCCGCCGAAGAAAGAGGAUGGCAAUGUUGGUGCUACGCAAGAGGGACCUAAGCUCGAGGAAACCCACACUGGGCGAGAGGAGAUCAUGGGCACUACCACAGCUAGUGGCGCGGUCCUACAUCACGAUGAGGGAGGACGGCCCGUUGUAGUUGCGACGACGCUCGGCGACAGCAUGAUCUUCAUCUUGCGACCUGAUCGUGGUCAAGGCUUUGACGCUGGGAGCGAAGACGAGGGCGAGAGUCAGGGCGAAUUGAUCUACAAGUCCAAGGAGCAGUAUCACUGGUUUGAUUGUCCGAGGCAGCUUGGCACGAAUAGUCCUGAUACGCCCAACAACAAUGCAAUUAUGGACAAGAUCGCGAUUGAGGUUGGCGAUGUCAUCGUGGUGGUCAGCGAUGGCGUUACGGACAAUCUGUUUGACACGGAGAUUGUGCAGAAGGUCUGUGGUGCGGUCAAGAGUUGGGAGCAAGGGUCUGUGGAAGCGAAGGAGGGGAUGGUUUGGGUCGCGAGGGAAUUGAUGAACGCUGCGAGGGAAAUCGCGCAGGAUCCGAAUGCUGAGAGUCCGUACAUGGAGAAGGCGCUGGAUGAAGGUAUCAGUGCUUUCGGUGGGAAGCUGGACGAUAUUAGCGUUGUCUUGGGAGUGUGCAGGCGUAGGGAGAAAUGA
Cyphellophora attinorum is the source of this 1425-nucleotide messenger RNA. Its product is annotated as Protein phosphatase-like protein. NCBI's taxonomy places the organism in Eukaryota, Fungi, Ascomycota, Eurotiomycetes, Chaetothyriales, Cyphellophoraceae. The coding region runs from base 1 to 1425 and encodes 474 amino acids. The record is from RefSeq and is a predicted model, not a curated record. The transcript has a single exon.